GUAAUCAAUUCACUAGGAAGACCAAUAAAUACUAUGCCCAAAACAAAUUAUGCUUUUCCUUUUCCCUCAUCAACCGUGUGAGAUAUCUGUAUCUUCAAGGAACAGCAUUUUGUGAGAUGCAUGAUGGCUCAAGAGUUGCCCAUGAAGGGUGCAAGGAAAACUGAAGAAGGCAAAGGAGAAUCAUGCAACCCAACCCUCCUGGCUUCACUCAGAAUCAGAUUCUGCAGCACAAAGACUCGGAAAGAAGAAACAGAGAAGGAAUCCACCCAUAAAUAUAUCCCACUUUCAGCUUUAUAGCUUCCCUUUUCAAGCAUCUUCUCCGCCUGCCACAAGCCAUUUCUGCUUGAUGUCACACACACACCAGUUCAUCUGCAUGACUAUGAGAAUGAACAUCGACUGCGAUGGCUGCUACCGAAAGAUCAGGAGAGCUCUUCUGCAAAUGCAAGAGUUGGAGAGCCAUUUGAUCGAGAGGAAGCAGUGCAGGGUCAGCGUGUGCGGGUCGUUCGUCCCCCAGGAUAUGGCGAUCAAGAUCAGGAGGAAGACGAAUCGACGGGUGGAGAUCUUGGAGAUCAAGGAAGUGGAGGUAGGCCAUGAUGCCGGCACAGAUCCCAAACCCUCGUGAAUUAUAGCCGAUCCCAAACCCUCAUAUAAUGCAUACCAGACACAUGGUAAGGUGUAAUAUUUCCUUGAAAGAAGGAUCAUUUGCUAUCA
Musa acuminata AAA Group (dessert banana) is the source of this 711-nucleotide messenger RNA. Its product is annotated as heavy metal-associated isoprenylated plant protein 25. Gene Ontology annotation, molecular function: metal ion binding. The record is from RefSeq and is a predicted model, not a curated record. Lineage: Eukaryota; Viridiplantae; Streptophyta; Magnoliopsida; Zingiberales; Musaceae. Bases 347 to 622 code for a protein of 91 amino acids. The transcript is spliced from 3 exons.